Molecule: messenger RNA, 788 nt
Organism: Entrophospora candida
Lineage: Eukaryota; Fungi; Glomeromycota; Glomeromycetes; Entrophosporales; Entrophosporaceae
Source: the annotation of a GenBank genome assembly
AGAAGUAAGUUAUGUUAAAAAAACCUUAUUUAUUGGAGAGGCAACAACUAGAAUCAAUAAUGAAGAAUUUUUUAACUUUCGAUUUAAAGGAUAUUGUAAUGAAACUACUAACCUCAUAGAUGAUGAUAUUAAAAAACACUCCUUUGGAAUGAUGGUUGGAAGAUAUGCAUAUGAUGAUGAAGAAGACAUUAAUUAUGUUGUGCCAGCUCAAUUUACAACAAUAAACUUGAAUACUUUGAAUGAAAAUCCAUCGAAAUUUGACUUACCCAUAUCACCACCAAUUUGGACAUUCACUGGCCAUGUAAAAGAUCCCUUCAAUGAUGAUGAUGAUAAUUCCAUCUUCAGAUUGAAUAGAGAUAUAUACAAUGGUUAUACCAAGACUACAUCAAACACUUCAGUUAUUUGCACAUUGAAGAAAAAAAACAAAGCUUCAUAUAUAGAAGAUGCAAUAAAUAAAAUGCCUAUUGUUUCAGUAUGUGGUGAAUUAUUAGUAUGUGGUGGCUCAGUCUUUAAUUUCCCUAGUGUAAUUGAGUGGAACUAUCUAAGUAAUAAUAAUGCAGAUACACAAAGUAAUGAAGGCGAAAAAGCAAACAAAAAGAGAAAAAAAAAUUUAGAAAGUCUACAAAAAAUUUCAAAUAGAUAUAAAGGCAAAGAUAAAAAAGAACAAAAAAACAAAAAAAUGUUUGACACUAAUAAGCCUUCAAAUUCCAAAAAAAAAGGAAACAAUAGUAACAAUUUGGAAAGUUUCAUAGAUUUAGUUGAUGAUGUUACAAAUUCAAAAGAUAAGG